AUGAACAGUGCAUCGCCGGAGUUGUCAAAGACGCCGGAAACCGGCUAUACCUCUGAUACUCGAACGGGGAGUGUGAUACACAAUUCUGAGAUUUCUCUCCUUUUUGCUCUUUCCCCUUUCUCCUCGAACAACACCCACCUUUUCUUAUCCUCAACGUCAAUCUAUACGUUCAGGGAUCCGGGUUUGCAGGAUAGAUUUUUGGUGUUUUCGAUGGAAAAUGGCGUGACUAAGGUUGAAGAAGUAAAGUUAAAAGUAGGGGAAUUUGAUAAAGAUGUUUUGGGAGAUGGGAUGAAGGGUAUCGGAAUUGAUGAUGCUCUCGAGGAGGCAAAUGGUGGUGUUGAAAGUGUAUCUGAAACAGUAGAGGCGGAAGAAACUCUUAGAAAAGAUGGAAGUGAUGAAAAUGGUGGGGAUUUGUGUGAUUCUCUAGUGUUAGAUGGGGACGUGGAUGCUGGGCAAAGGAUAGUAGACACGAUUGAAGAUGCAAUUCAGACUCCCUGUGAAACGCAGACGGUUGUGGAAAAGGCUCAUGUUGAUCCUGUUGAGGAGGUUAUAUCAACGAAGGUGAUAGAACAUGAUAUGCCUGUGGAUAGUGAUGAACAUGAGGGAAAAGGGAUUAAUUUGGAAGAGGUUACAGAUGAGAAAAAUGUAUCUGCUAGCAUUUUCAGCGAUCAUCUUAGUGAAUUGGAAGCUAAUGAGGCUGUGAAUGAUGGUAAUAGUGAGGCAGAUUUGGGAGAAAAUGCUUCUGAUAAUGCUGCAAGGGAUCAAUCAAGUGACUUGGAAACUGAGGUGUCAGUGGUUGAUGGAAAAGAAGAGGUGGAAACAGUGGUUGUGACUGAUGUAAGCAAAGAUGAGCCAAAUGUGUUGGAAAAUAAUGAGGUUGUAGACAAUGGGGUAAAUGAGGUCACAAAGGUAUCCAUUGCAGAUGACAACGAAAGCCAGAUGGAGACUUUGGAAGAUAUUCAUGACACAAAACCAGUUGAUGUAAUUUUAGGAAAUCCUGAAAAUGGAGUUUCAAACAAUGUUGAUUUGGAUGAAAAUGUCCUUCAUGAAGAUUGUGCUGAUGGAGAUUCUAUGAGUCACACAACACAGCCAGAUGAUGAGAUAAGAGUUGAAGUCAACGGAGACGUUCCAAGUCAACUUCAUGAAAAAGAGACUUUAGUUACUGAAGGCAAAGAUGAUGACAGUAUGAAUCAGAAGGAGAAGGUUGAAAGUUCAAGAAAUAAUUUACUGAAUAUACAAAACGAACUAAACGUCGAACAACUUCAAGAAGGGGAACAAAAAAGUUUUGAUCCAUCUUCAGUACAUCAGGAUGAUAAAAACCUGCAACAAGAAAGCACUUCUGAUAACAAAGUAGAGAGCCCCAAAGUUGAAAGUCCCCCACACCCUUCUGAAAAAAGUGAACCUAAAGAUUAUGAUAUGAAACAAAAUAUACCAUUGAAGAAAGAACCAGAGUUGAAUUUAUCUACAGAAAAACCUACCACUCCUACUUCUAUUCCCAAUCCCAACCCUGAUCCAAAACCAAAUCCACCCCCCAUUCCCAUUCCCAGCUCCAAACCAACAACCACCCCGACCCCACCCCCUGCCCAGACCCGACCCGCGGGUCUGGGCAACGGUGCACCACUACUCGAACCCGCACACCGUGUGGUUCAAUCUCAACCAAAUGGCAACACCCCCCCUCCUCAAAACCAAGUCAUUGAUGAACCAACAGGUGAACCCGAAGAAAACGAUGACACCCGUGAAAAGCUCCAAAUGAUACGGGUCAAAUUCCUACGCCUUGCCCGAAGACUCGGGCAGACCCCUCACAAUGUUGUAGUUGCCCAAGUGUUAUACCGGUUAGGGUUAGCCGAACAACUCCGUGGCAGAAACGGAGGUCGUGUUGCAGCCUUCAGCUUUGAACGCGCGAGUGCCAUGGCUGAACAGCUUGAGUCAACCGGUCAAGAACCACUUGAAUUCUCAUGCACAAUCAUGGUUCUUGGAAAAACCGGAGUCGGAAAAAGUGCAACCAUUAAUUCGAUAUUUGAUGAAGUUAAAUUUAACACAGAUGCGUUUCAAUUAGGAACGAAAAAAGUUCAAGAUGUUGUUGGGACUGUUCAAGGGAUUAAAGUUAGGGUUAUUGACACACCUGGGUUGCUUCCUUCAUGGAAUGAUCAAAGAAAGAAUGAGAAAAUUCUACAAUCGGUUAAAAAAUUCAUCCAAAAAUCACCUCCGGAUAUUGUUUUGUAUCUUGAUAGGUUAGAUAUGCAGAGUCGUGAUUUUGGUGAUAUGCCACUUUUGAGAACUAUAACCGAUAUUUUCGGGCAGUCUAUUUGGUUCAAUGCAAUUGUGGUCCUGACCCAUGCUGCAUCCGCCCCGCCCGAAGGCCCAAACGGGACCACAACCAGCUAUGACAUGUUUGUGACUCAGCGGUCCCACGUGGUCCAACAAGCCAUCCGUCAAGCUGCUGGUGAUAUGCGGUUGAUGAACCCAGUUUCCUUAGUUGAAAACCACUCCGCUUGUAGGACAAACCGAGCCGGGCAGCGGGUCCUGCCCAACGGGCAGGUCUGGAAGCCUCACUUGUUGUUACUCUCGUUUGCUUCCAAGAUUUUGGUUGAAGCGAAUAUGUUGUUAAAGCUACAAGACUCGCCACCUGGCAAACCUUUUGGAACCAGAGCUCGGGCCCCGCCUUUACCGUUUAUUCUCUCGAAUUUGUUACAAUCGAGACCGCAGUUGAAGUUGCCGAAUGAGCAGUUUGGUGAUGACGAGGACGAUGACGUGGAUGAUGACGAUGAUGUGGAUGCGAAAUCCGAUGAUGAGUCAUCGGAAUACGAUGAGCUACCGCCGUUCAAAAGGUUGACUAACGCACAGCUGGCGAAACUUAGUAAGUUGCAAAAGAAGGCGUAUUAUGAUGAGUUGGAGUAUCGUGAGAAGCUUUUCAUGAAGAAACAGUUGAAAGAAGAAAAGAAACGAAGAAAGAUGAUGAAGAAAAUGAUGGAAGAAGCCAAGAACAUUCCGGAAGUAGAAGAUGACGAGAGUAACGGUGCUGCAACUGUACCCGUUGCUGUGCAGGACAUGAACUUACCGGUGUCCUUUGAUGCGGACAAUCCCACCCACCGUUACCGGGCCCUUGAUUCCGCUAACCAAUGGCUGGUUCGACCCGUACUUGACCCGCACGGGUGGGACCACGAUGUCGGUUAUGAAGGAAUCAAUAUCGAACACUUACUCGCGUUACGUGAAAAGAUACCGGUUUCAUUUUCCGGCCAGGUCACCAAAGAUAAAAAAGACGCGAAUCUCCAAAUGGAAAUCUCAACCGGAAUCAAGCACGGAAAGUCAAAGUCAAAUUCAAAGUCAAAGUCAACCACUUUAGCUUUUGACAUGCAAACAGUCGGAAAAGACAUGUCCUACACUCUCCGCAGCGAAACUAGAUUUUUGAAUUUCAAAAAGAAUAAAGCGUCGGCAGGUUUUUCGGUGACUCACUUUGGUGAUGCGGUGACAGGUGGCGUGAAGUUUGAGGAUAAGUUGAGUGUGAAUAAACGGGGGCAGUUGGUGGUGGCGGGAGGGGCGGUGAUUGGGCGUGGUGACGUGGCGUAUGGGGGUAGCUUAGAGGCGACUUUGAGAGAUAAGGAUCACCCGUUGGGUCGAUUUUUGUCAACUGUUGGGGUUUCGGUUAUGGAUUGGCAUGGGGAUCUUGCGAUUGGAUGGAACGGGCAGACUCAAAUUCCUAUUGGCCGGUUCACAAAUUUAAUCGGUCGUGUGAAUUUGAAUAAUAAAGGGUCGGGACAAGUUAGUGUGAGAUUGAAUAGCUCUGAACAGCUUCAGAUUGCAUUGGUUGCGUUUGUUCCUGUUAUCUGUAAACUUCUUGGUUCUGUGGAGUUGGUAUACACGACAGAAGUGCAAUCACUUGAUGAACGAAAUGUGAGGAAUUGGGUUGAUUGUUGGAAUAAUUGCUGAAAAAAGGGUGAAAGAAAAAUGUUUUGGGAUUAGGUAAGUGCACAAAGGGUGUAGUGGUUAGAGCUAGAUUUGGAGUAAUCAAUCACAAUGAUGCUGUUUUUUAAUGUUUUUAUUUUUAAAUUUGGUUUUUGCUAUUUUGCAUGUUCUACUUUUGAUAUAUAUAGAGAGAGGUGUUCUGGUUAGGAUUGGGACCGAGUGAGUUUAGUUAUUGUAUUAUACGUGACUUGUGAAGGUCUUAAUUGAUUCAGUGGACAUGAAUGACUUCUUUUUUGUAGUAUGCAAAUUUCCAUUUUGUUUAUGAUGGAUGAAUUGGGGAUGGAUGUUUAGGAUAGUGGUUGU
Molecule: messenger RNA, 4266 nt
Organism: Lactuca virosa
Lineage: Eukaryota; Viridiplantae; Streptophyta; Magnoliopsida; Asterales; Asteraceae
Source: the annotation of a GenBank genome assembly